UAACUGUCACUCGACUGUCACACUCUGCAAAAACGUAAGUGUGGGCGAAGGGAAAGCUCCCUCGCUCCGGCGCGGGGGGGAUCGAAAUCGGAAGUUGGCAGAUAGAUUCAUCUCGCUGGUCUUCGGGAUCCAUGUGAGGAGUUUCUAGGUCCUGUUACAGCGAAAGCUCGAUUGUGGCAUUCGCGCUGGAAGUAGGAGGCGGUGGUUCUCCGCGGAGAUCGGCGAUUUGGUGAGUGCCGCGGAGGGGAAGAUUAGAUCAUUGGAAUUGUGUGGCGGUUGGAAGAAAAGAAUGUGGGAUCAGAAAUGGUGAGGAAUUUGUUUCGUACUUGCUGAACUGAUGAUGCCUGGGUGGUAGAGUUUACGCGGGGUAGGGCUUGAUCUGGUGGGCGUACUGACAUGUGGAAGAUAGUUUGAGUGUGGAUGUUUUGUUUUCUUCGUACAGUGGAGACGGAUCUCCGUUUUGUAGUGAGGAAUGAACCGCCGAUCUAUUUCGAUAGAAAAAGAAGAGGAGAUCUAGCGAGAUGAUGGGGAGCAGAGCUGGCGGAUAUUUGGCUGGUUGAGGGGCUUUCUUUGAAUAGUCUCAAUGAAUUAGAUGGUUGAUACUUCAAUAAUAUAGAAUUUUUCAUAUCCGAGCGAAUCAAGUUUGUGCGUCUAUUUUCUGGAGAUCGCCAUGGAAUCUCGGAUGGAUCAGUACGAGAUAAUGGAACAAAUUGGUCGAGGCGCUUUUGGGGCUGCCAUACUUGUUAAUCACAAGCAGGAGAAAAAGAAGUACGUUUUGAAGAAGAUUCGGCUUGCUAGGCAGACUGAGCGAUGCCGGAGAUCAGCUCACCAAGAGAUGGCUAUCAUUGGGCUGCUUCAACACCCAUUCAUUGUUGAAUUUAAAGAAGCUUGGGUGGAGAAGGGUUGUUAUGUUUGUAUUGUUACGGGAUACUGUGAAGGAGGAGAUAUGGCUGAAAUGAUGAGGAAAUCAAAUGGGGCAUAUUUCCCAGAGGAGAAACUACUAAAAUGGUUUGCUCAGUUAUUACUAGCUGUUGAGUAUUUGCAUUCCAAUUAUGUUUUACAUCGAGAUCUCAAGUGCUCUAAUAUUUUUCUCACAAGGGAUCAGGAUGUUCGUCUAGGGGAUUUUGGGCUUGCUAAGACUUUAAAGGCAGAUGAUUUGGCUUCUUCUGUUGUUGGUACUCCAAAUUACAUGUGCCCAGAGCUUCUUGCCGAUAUUCCCUAUGGAUUCAAAUCAGAUAUCUGGUCCUUGGGCUGCUGUAUGUAUGAGAUGGCUGCUCAUAGACCCGCGUUUAAAGCUUUUGAUAUGGCGGGACUGAUAAGCAAAAUAAAUCGUUCUUGUAUUGGUCCGGUGCCUCCUUGCUAUUCCCCGUCAUUGAAAACACUCAUUAAGAGCAUGUUGAGAAAAAACCCCGAGCAUCGGCCAACUGCAUCAGAAGUACUAAAAAACCCAUAUUUGCUGCCUUACAUCAACCAAAACCGCUCCUUUCUCCCUCCUAAUCCAAUUCUAUCACCCCCAAAACCCAUCUUCUCCACCUUCAGUGAUACUCGCAAGAGCAUCUGUGUCAGUCAAAGCAGUAGCUUUUGCAGCAGUGAUUUAGAAGGAAAUCCUCCUCUAGCUAAUGAAGAAGCUGAAAGUAGCAGUGACCAUCUUCCAUGUCAGGCAUCAGAAACUCACCUUCCGGUCCUCAAAGUGGCUUCAACCUCCCUCAGUUCCAACCGGCAACAGAGCAGCGAAUCAAAACUACCAAUAACAGUGAAGAAUAUCCUCAUCUCAUCCAAACAAGAGGGCAAACCUAUAGAAAACAGCACACCCCUGAGAGCUCGCCCUGCAAAACCAAGCAUAGAUCCAUUUCAUAAGGCGCCAAAACCUAGCCGUCGCAAUUUUUUGCAACAAAUUCCAGAAAAAGUUGCUACUGAAUCAGCCAACAGUGUUGAGGAUCGUACAAAACCUCUGGUUUCUCCAACCCAACGAGCACCUUUGACCGAGCAGUCUUCGAAGUUUAAAGCUGCUAAUGCCUUGAAAAGAGUUGAUGAAGAUGCCACUACCGUUAGUGGGAGCAAAGGACUUCCUCCAAAGCUGAACCGGAAAGCUGAUAAGAAUCCGUCCAAGCAAAAACGCUCGUCUGAACCUUUAACUAGUGAGAUAAAUUCUGGCAGUUCCAAAGCAAUACCUACUGAGAAAGAAGCUCAUCCAGACUUGUUCAGAAAAGAGACCAAUUGCCGAUUAUCCGCACAAAUUCCAGAGGCUAACCAUGAACAUAGCCGCAACACUCUUGUGCUUAAUCCCGACAUUAAUUUGAUGGAGAUGCAGAAGAGUACCGCCACUGCUAGUAAUGAUGAAGGGAGUUCAAGCUCAGCUAUGGAGCCUUCAGUUAUAGGCUCAGAACAAGAAUUUGUUUGUAAGGAUGAACUGAUUCCUCAGCCCAAAGAUGACGAUUUCUCAGUUAAAGAGCUCCUUUCUUUCGUUACUUCAGCUCCGAAUAUCUCUAAAGCUCCAAUUCAAAACCAGGCCUUGGAAGACAAAGGAAGAACUCAGAUAACUCCAGCUUUCUCUGAUGUCAUACAUGUAAUAAGACACAGCAGCUUCCGAGUAGCCCACGAACAGGCACUAAUCGAAAGCAAAGAAGAUUUCGAGACAAGAAAUACGCAAUCGCAGCAUGCCACUCUAGAAACUAUUACAGAAAAACCAUUGGACUCAUUUCCCAAGCCAAACCAUAGUGAUGCCAUGACUGUGCAGAAAGAUGAUACGCUGGAUGUGAAAUCUUUCAGGCGGAGAGCGGAGGCGCUGGAAGGCUUACUGGAGCUUUCAGCCGAAUUGCUUCGGCACAAUAGAUUGGAAGAGCUCGCUGCUGUGCUGAAGCCAUUCGGGAAGGUUGAGGUCUCGCCGCGAGAGACUGCCAUCUGGUUGGCGAAAAGCUUCAAGGGGAUGAUGAUGGAGGACGCUAGUCGCCCAUCGUGAGACAUCCUCGCUUCUCUUCUUUUCCAGGUACGUACCGCACAGUUCCAAUGUAUUUAUAUAUUCAACGCCUAAAUUUUAAUUUUUACAUAAUUAUGCAUAAAA
Phalaenopsis equestris is the source of this 3061-nucleotide messenger RNA. Its product is annotated as serine/threonine-protein kinase Nek5-like. Bases 671 to 2959 code for a protein of 762 amino acids. Gene Ontology annotation, biological process: protein phosphorylation. Lineage: Eukaryota; Viridiplantae; Streptophyta; Magnoliopsida; Asparagales; Orchidaceae. The record is from RefSeq and is a predicted model, not a curated record. The transcript has 14 exons. Gene Ontology annotation, molecular function: ATP binding; protein kinase activity.